UCAUUCAGGCAGCAGCCAGCACUCAGUGCGCGCUAUACCGCUAGUGCUCCGUGACUUGACCUCCGUGGUGCUCCGUGUCUCUAGUGUUCCGUGUGUCUCUAGUGCUCCGUGUCCCCGGUGCUCCGUGUCUAGUACUCCGUGAAAGGUUCCUCAAGUCAUUACUGGAUUUACUACAUUUUUCAGCAUGAAGUUACUGUGCCUAGUGGCUGGGCUGGCCGUCCUCACGGCCACACUGGCCGACCCCAACUUACCCCUGGGGACAGAGGGGCGCCCUGGGGGCAUCAUGCCCGGAGUCAGGCCACGACCCCCCAGGGACAACACCGCCAUCGUCUUCCCGGGCUCCCGGAAGGACCCCGUCCCGUCAGCAGUCGUGCCGGGCCCCCAGCCUGAACCCGCGAGACGGGGCCCACAACUCGUACCCGUGACGUCUGACUCCCGACCCGUACCCGCGAGGCCUGGCCAGCAGCCCAGACCUGAGAGCCAUGGCUCACAGCCCCAGCCCGUGCAGCCCGGCGGUCAGCCGUACAUCGGGCCCGUGCUGGAGCUGCCAGAUGACCUGCACACGCUGGACAUUGAGAACCUACACCGCCUGAACGCCGUCUCGGACAUCAAUGACUUCAUGGCCAUGUUCAACCUCUCCAAACCCAAGGACAAGGAAGAGGAGAAGCCCUCCAUCACCACCAGGUUCGGUAACAGCGGAGAGAUACCGGCCGAGGACGCUGUGAUGGCCAACUGCAAGCCGGAGCUGACGACGGUGGCGCUGGACCUGCCGGUGGAGCCGAGCACCUUGUUCUUCCCGACCUGCGUGAGGCUGGAGCAGUGUGGGGGCUGCUGCUACGGGCCCCUCCUCACCUGCCGCCCCACCGUCACCAAGCUUGUCAAGUACAAGGUGUUGAAGACGUCGCUGGUCGCCUCGGAGCCGUUGAGACGACGCAGGCAACGUCGCCAGAACGAAGUGAGUUACCACGUGGUGGAGGCCUACAAGCACACCGAGUGUUCGUGCGGCUGUAAGGUGCAGGAGACGGACUGCGACCCCAAAAUCCACACUUACUUCGAGGGGGAGUGUGCCUGCGUCUGUACCAACAGUGACGAGAAGACCAAGUGUGAGGAGCAGAACUCGACCAAGUACUGGGACAACCAAACCUGCAACUGCUACUGCCGCAAGCCCCAGGAGUGUAGCAGCGGCGAGUACUUCUCCCCCGUCUCCUGCAGCUGUGAGAGGCUGGAGGCCAGAAGCGGCUUCGUGGCCAGCCAUGGACGUAGAGAAGGUGACCUCCGCCCAGACACCAGCCUCGCCCCCACCUCGUCUGUACUACACAACGGCAGGCACAAGCCCACCAGGGUCCCUCUCUACGACUAGGCCUUCCCUCACCCACACCCACCUGCCUGUCUCCCUCACCCCCACCCACCUGCCUCCCUCACCACCACCCACCCACCUGCCUCCCUCACCACCCCCAC
Molecule: messenger RNA, 1458 nt
Organism: Procambarus clarkii (red swamp crayfish)
Lineage: Eukaryota; Metazoa; Arthropoda; Malacostraca; Decapoda; Cambaridae
Biological process (GO): positive regulation of protein autophosphorylation; positive regulation of cell population proliferation
Cellular component (GO): membrane
Molecular function (GO): growth factor receptor binding; growth factor activity
Source: RefSeq, a predicted model, not a curated record